This is a messenger RNA of Diabrotica virgifera virgifera (western corn rootworm), 2031 nucleotides long. RefSeq names its product alanine--glyoxylate aminotransferase 2-like. Gene Ontology annotation, cellular component: mitochondrion. NCBI's taxonomy places the organism in Eukaryota, Metazoa, Arthropoda, Insecta, Coleoptera, Chrysomelidae. The record is from RefSeq and is a predicted model, not a curated record. Bases 119 to 1558 code for a protein of 479 amino acids. The transcript has 8 exons. Gene Ontology annotation, molecular function: pyridoxal phosphate binding; transaminase activity.
UACUUAAAUAUUAACCGGUAAGCCUCGUUAAAGCUGUCUUUGACCAAAAGUCAAUCGUACUUUCGUACUCGAAAAAUUUUGCAGCCAAGUAUCAUCAUCAACUUUACGCUGCUACAAAAUGCCGCUAUCAAAACAAGAGUCUUUGAACCUGCGUCAGAAACUUAUUGGAGAAUCAUGCCAACUGUUUUUCCGACAAAACCCCUUGAAAAUCGUCAGGGCUAAGGGGCAGUAUAUGUAUGACGAAAAGGAUGAUUCGUAUUUGGACUGCAUUAACAAUGUUGCCCAUGUUGGGCAUUGUCAUCCAAAAGUGGUCAAAGCUGGAAGUGAGCAGAUGGCUUCACUAAGUACAAACAAUCGCUAUCUCCACGACAACAUUCUUCUCUGCGCUCAAAGAAUUCUGAGCACGAUGCCAGACGAAUUGUCAGUAUGUUAUUUCGUCAAUUCUGGCUCAGAAGCUAACGAUUUAGCGCUGAGAUUGGCCCAAAUACACACCGGAAAUAAGGACGUGAUCGCUUUGGAACAUGCUUACCAUGGCCAUUUGACUUCACUGAUUGAUAUUUCUCACUACAAAUUUAACCUACCUGGUGGAGUUGGACAAAGAGACCACGUCCAUGUGGCUCCUUUACCUGAUUCUUACAGAGGUAAAUAUCGUGACUCUGAGUAUCCAAAGGAAAACAUAGGUCACGCAUAUGCCGACGAUGUUCGCGAAAUUUGCCAGAAAGUUCAAGAGAAAGGAGAUGGAGUAUGUGCCUUCAUAGCAGAAAGUCUUAUAAGCUGCGGAGGUCAAGUCAUUCCACCCAAAAAUUAUUUCAAUGAGGUUUACGACAGUGUCAGGAGUGCUGGAGGAGUGUGCAUCGCUGAUGAAGUCCAGGUUGGCUUCGGAAGGAUAGGAAAGCACUGGUGGGCUUUCCAACAGUACGACGUAGUUCCUGAUAUCGUUACCAUGGGCAAACCUAUGGGAAAUGGGCAUCCUGUAGCUUGCGUCGUUACCACCAGAGAAAUAUCAAAGAGUUUUACUCAGACAGGAGUGGAAUAUUUUAAUACGUAUGGUGGUAAUCCAGUUUCUUGCGCCAUAGCAAACGCAGUAUUCGACACGAUAGAAGAUGAAAAUCUAAGAGAAAAUGCCGUCGUUGUUGGCGAAUAUUUACUGGAUAACUGUCAGUUAUUAGGCAAGAAACACAAAUGCAUAGGUAACGUCAGAGGUGUUGGUCUUUUCGUUGGAAUUGAUCUAGUGAAAGACAGAACAACUAGGGAACCUAACACGGAGUGUGCCAAAUUUGUAUUACAAAGGAUGAGGGAAGAACAUAUUCUCAUCAGUCUCGAUGGACCUCACGGCAACAUCAUUAAGUUCAAGCCCCCAAUGGUCUUCACCAAAGAAAAUGUCGAUGAAGUAGUUUCUACGUUAGACAGAGUAUUCAAAGAAUGGAGACACCAAGAAGAAUUAUAUGAUGUUAACACCCACAAACCAUCGAUACAUGUUGGAGAAAGUACAAAAACUACAAAGGAACACAGACCUAUGGGAUCCUUAUUCAAGGAUUCGAAUAUUAAGUCUAUUUAAAACGUUAAGUUACAAUAAUUUAAAUCAAAUUAACAUUCAAAAAUAGAUACUUCAUUUAUUUACAACAUCCAUUCACAUAAUUAGGCAAAUUUAAGUCUUAGCACUAAAUGAUAAAUUUAGAUUCUAAUUUGAAAAUUAUUAAAUAAUGAAUGGAUGUCUAAUAGUAUUUAAUUUAUGUUAAGAUUAUUGUAUAAAAUUGUAGUAUUAACAUUACUGAAAAAAAAAUCAAGAAAUUUCAAAAACAGUAAUUUCUUAAUUGUAUCUAGUGUUUUUUCAUGUAAAUAUUUAUUUUUUACUUUUAAUUUUGCACUAUUUAACUUUUUGUUACAUUUAUCAUAGGUAAAACAAAAGAAGAGAGUAUUAUAAUGCAUUCUAGAUUAAGUCUAAUGUAUAAUUUCGACAUAUGACAAUGUGUGAGGGAUUAUUAUCGAUGUUUUAAUUGAUAAAAAUAUAUGUAUAUAUUUUUAUAGAAA